Messenger RNA from Spirodela intermedia, 13400 nucleotides. NCBI's taxonomy places the organism in Eukaryota, Viridiplantae, Streptophyta, Magnoliopsida, Alismatales, Araceae. The record is from the annotation of a GenBank genome assembly.
AUGCAGGGAGGGAAAGGUCGGAGCAGAACCUCUGCUAUGUCUGUGGAGCAGUUCGUCUCUCUCAUGGCCCCACUGAUCGACAUGGAGAAGGUCCGCGUCCCCUUUCUGUGCUCUCGUCUCCCGUUGCUGUGAUUUUCUUUUGGAGCUCUGUGAAGCUUAAAUUCAACUUCCUUGUUGCUCGCGGCAGCUGGACGGAUCGGUUCUUUAAGUUUUUCUCAUACGCUGGGAGUCGGGUUUCCUUGUUUGGCCUUGGCAAUCAGUGGAGUAUCGUUGUUGUUCGGGAGGCUUGACAUCUCAGAACUUUGUUGUACACGUAACUAUAAUAUUUUAGGAUAACAUGAUUAGUGAGUACCGUUGAGAUGACUCUCUGGUCUGAUGCUUCGAUCAUGGAGACGAUUAUCGCAGCAAAAAAUAAAUUAGUUGUUAAAUAACUGGAUAAAAUUAAAUCUUCCAUUGUUGUGUAUAACACGACUGAAAUAUCCUAAAAGAAAAAUUCUGAGGAACAGAAACGUCUUCGUGUAUCUUUGACAUCGUCGGAACUAGCUUUGGUGGGCGUACAUGGGAAGAUACUGAGGUUUUGGAAAGGCUUCCUGAUUGUCAGGCUAACAUCAGCCUUCAUCUGCUGCAGCAUCAACAGGGCUGUAUGAAUUUCCCGGAAAGGGAGCACUAUUCUCUGAAUUAUGGCGACAUACCAGCCGCAGCUUGCUGGCUGUCAAUAUAAUCUGUCACAGUAGAAAAAAGUAUCUGCAAUCAUGUCAACUAUUCUUAGUACUUUGGGAAUUGGAGGUACUCUGCCGUUUCACCAUUGUCUGUCAAGAGGUACGAAGUUGUAGGAAUGGAAUCUUGAAGUGUCAGAAGAGGACCUAUACAUAAGGAAGACGGAAAUGUUAGUUGAUUUACAGGACUUAGCUUGAUGACAGCAUCACGGCGAAUCCACCAACGUCCCUGGGUCACCUAAAAGGAAAUAAAUUCUUCAUGUUGCGAGUAUCACCGAUAAUUCAAGCUGAGGAAUAUAAUGUUCUACAUGGAGAAAGAAGGACACAUUAAGAUCGAACUUGACUUGAAUGCAAGAUCUGGGGAGGAUAAAUGAAUGUCAUGUCUCGGUUUCAUAAAUUUUACUGAUUAUGUUUAUUUUUUAUCAGUUUUAUAAAAAAAAGAUUGUACUCUGAAGAGAAGUCUGAACGAAGUUCUAAUGGCCUUCAAUCAGUGCAAAUGUGGGAUUCUUUCUGCAUUUAUGUUAUUUACAUACGUAUGCCCGUUUUCAGGAGGCUGAGGUAUCAACAUCCAUCAGUUCAUCUUCAUCAAGCAAUCUAGAUGCUAUGAAAAAGAGGGGCUCAGUGAUCGUCAACCUUAAAUGCAUAGACGCUCAGGUAUGAGUGUGGAGUUAGACUAUGCCUUAGUUGUUAAUCAUACUAUUAAAGUCCAUUACUAUUUGGUUUUAUGUUAGACAGGAUUGAUGGGAAAAACACUUCUGGAGUUUCAAUCUACCAAGGGAGACGUCCUUCCAACUCACAAGGUGGUAAUUUUUCCUGAAAACGUAUUAAAGAGCAUAGUUUACAUUCUAAACAGCCAUCCGCCGUCGUUUUAUUUUAUUCUAUUUUCACCGGAGUUCAUCAAAGUAUUGAGCAGUGGCAACUGAAGAAAUCUAUCAUGAAAGGUGAAGGAAAAAUAAUAUAUCUUUACAUGUACUGUAAUAGGGUUAUCUUACCCAAAAAAUUUUCUUGCAUUCUGAUUUAUAGUACCUGAAUUGCUUUAGUAGUGUAUAUUUUUAAUCAUCAACUUUUUGAUUUUGAUGUUUGGAAUGUUGCCAUUUUUGUUAUUUUCAUUAUGAGGUCUGUCCCAUUAGUUCUGGAUUCAAUUAGGCUAACAAGUUGAGUUACCAGCAAGUUGAAAAUAUUUAUUUGCUGGCUGUCAAUAUGGGAACCUUAAGUGUUAUCUUUUGAAGAUGCUAAAUCCUAAUUGAUUCUUGUUGGCUAGUGGAUAAGAGCUGUAAGGUAACAUUCGGAGAUGCUUUGAUACUUGAUCAUGAUUGUUGAUAUCUCUCACAAGGUUGGAGCAUUUACAGGCGAAAUUGUUAUGGAAUUUUAUCCAAGGAAAAUUUGUCCUAGUGACAGAGACAAUGCAAGGGAUGGGGGGAAUUUCUACGAAAUGACACUGGGUCAAAUUUUGGAAAGGGACAGAUAUUUUGAAGAUAAAAGUGUUUUCUUUAUUUUGAUCCAUGAAAUAGUCUUCUUUAAAUCUAUUUUUUAUAAAACAAAUGUUAAUGAUGUAAGUGAAUUAUUUCGAAAUGACGCUCGUAAAGACUAUGGAAACAUAAUUUGUCUAAAUGGUUCAAAUAUAUUUAAGGUUCUUUCUCUUUUGAAUUUAACUAUUGGACUGUUACUCAGAAGUUCAUCGUGCACAUAUCUUUUUGGUUUUCAAUAUCCGUGGAUUUUAAAUUUAUAUUUUUAAUUGUUCAUGUUCUCAAUCAGUUCUGUGUACUCUUAGAUAGACUAACUUGAACGCUAAGAAAUUCUUCCAGUUUGGAACGCAUGAUGUGGUUAUUCUUAAGCCUAAUAAGGCCGAUGCAGCGUCUUCUUCCCUUGGACAAGGUGUAGUUUAUCGUUUGAAGGUACUCCUUUUAUCUAUCGCUCUCACUCAUUAACACAAUGUUAACAACUGGAUAAAAUACUUUUAUUAUACAGCUUGGAAGGGAGAAAUUUACGAUUCCCUUAUUGUUGUUAUUUUUAGUUGAUCAGAAGCUUUAUUUGUGUUUCUCAUGUUUUGUAAAUGGUUGGAAAACAGGAGACUUCCAUAACUGUUGCUUUUGAUGAUAUUCCAGAGGAUGGUUUGAAUAAUCCUUUGAGACUUGAGAAAGUUGCAAAUGAGGUACACAUUUCGCAUCCAUAUUGUUAUUUCUUCCAUCUUCUUCUAUUAUCAUCCCUCUUUUCCUACAUGUUCUUUUUUUGAAUCUACCAAAUAGUAGUAGUCUUGUAAUAUUUUAUGCUAAACUUGUAAUUAUAGACACUAAACAAUGAAUAAAUAUUUUUAGUCAUGAAUGGUUUUAUCUAUGUUUUAGAUGUCUGUGGUUGAUGCCAUUCAAGUUGAAUCCAUUGAUUGUGUAUGAUUGUGAGUUGUCUGCGUGUAAUCUGUGGAAGAAUGUAUUGCCCUGUAAACGAUGUACUCUGGAUUACAUUGUUAUUUGUCUUAUUUGGGCCAAAGACUUCAGUUAGAAGUCUAUCGUCCGAAACUCUACUGAAUGAAAUCUACUGGAAAGAAAAAAAGGCAUUGCAAAAUUCUAGAGAUUGACAGAACGCACGAUAAUUCUUUUCCAUCUAAGCGACCUACGAUAGGUUGAUAAGGGAUGAGGUUGUGUUCUGAUGUCAACGAAAGCUAAUAUUCAAUUACCAGUCUUUUGAUGCUCUUCCCUGGUAAUGCCUUUCAACAGUAUUUAUUCAGUGAGUAACGAUCCUCCUUUUUGGUCCUAAUUCCACUUAUGUACCCUACUGUUUGAUUAUGCUUAUUGUUCCCCUUUAUUGAAUUACUUAUCCUCAAAGAGUUCAAAAUGAUUCCAAUCUUCUUGCAUUUUCUUUGCAUAGAACCUAGUUAAUGGGAUGCGAUUAAGUAGCAUAAGAUUUGGACGUUGACAACACGAAUAUGACGUGACAAUCUGCUGUAUUCUGCAGAAAUGAAAACAUCGAGCAACUUAUCCUGCAAGAAAGGACUAAUGAAUAAGAAACUCACAAAUUAGUUGGUUCUGUUGGAGACACUCUUCAGAAAGGUUUUAAGCAAUGAAUCAUGCCACGCCAGUGGGUACAAAAUGGUUCCCUAUUGAUGAGACCUCGUUGGACGAGGGGCUUCCUCGCUCUACUUUAGAGUCGGGAUCAGAGUUCGAUCAAAUAGAAACGAAGAUGAUUCUUCUUUCUUGUUUUCCUUUUGCUAGAUCUCAUGAUUUUUUUUGCAAAAUAUGGCAGAUUAGAUUAUUUCAGCUCCAGUUGGUGUUCCUAUGUGUCUAUUUGUGAUUGAAGAUGUAAACACGAGAAUAGUGGAUUGUCACUCCACAUAUGCCGAUGAAGACAAAGGAGUUGAACUGAUUUUUGGUUCAGAUUGGUGGUCGUGGCGACAAAAAAUUAUCCCUUGAUCGUGAAAUGCUAAUUGACUGGCAUAAUUAAGCUCGUCACAAGAUGCUGAUCUACCUUGUUUGCAUAAUUACUACAACUUGUCCAGAAAGGAAACGGACCUGUUGAACCUGACUUUUUUGAAUAUUCUCUGUUUGGCAUCAUCGUUAUGACAUUGUGGCAUAACGAUUUGUUCUUUUUGCAAUUGAUUUGUGGAUACAUCCUCAUUCAAUGAAAUUACCAAUGACAAGUUUCCACCAUUUAAUGGCAUUGCCAUUUCUUCACAGAGAUAAUAAGUGUUUUGUAUUUAGAAAGCUUUAGUCAGUGGGACGGUUAUUUGUCGUUGGUCGUGUGAGUAACACUGCUCUUUGCGGUUCUACCAUCUCGCAGGAUAUCUAGUGGGACUAGUAUCAUAAUUUCUGGGUUUUGUGUGGAAUCCAUAUUGUCAUGCCUUAUUUCCUAUUUGAGAAGUAGAAAAGUGGCUCCUCCAGGAUAACUUCCAUUCGUGACUGUAGUCCCAUCGAUUAUUGUUUGAGAAAGUUGCUUGUUUGGCUCCAAAUUUAGAAUGAAAAAUUGAAAUCUUCAUUCAUUUUUGUAGGUGACCUAUCUCAGAAUGAAAGGUGCACUGAUUCAGCUUAGUAAAGGCGUGCAAAAGGGACCAGCUGCAGACUUGGUUCCCGUACUUUUUGGGGAAAAACCUUCAGCCAUAGCGAAGAAAGCUGUGCCACUUUCUCUAUUUAAUAAGAACCUCGACCAUUCUCAGGUUUUUGUUCCUCCUUUUUUCAUAUGAAGUAAAGAUAACUUUGACAUGACAGAUGUAUUAUAAUUUUAGUUUUUUUCUUGUAGAUCAUAACAUGAUGGACAUAAUCGCUUUACGAUUACUUAGUCAAAUCUUGUUUUUCACUAUUGCAUUCUAGUACAGUUUGUGUAUAUAUCGGUCAACUGAGUGAUUCAUGUACCAUUUCUUGAGAACAAAGAUCCAUUGGCCUGAUUUGAUACAUAUUUUUACUUUAGUUUGAACAUCCCCCAGAGAGCUACUCUACUCAAGUAUCUGUAAGGGAAAACGAUAUUUCAUUCUUCAAAUUACCUGAUACAUAUUCACAUCAGCUGAUUUAGUUGCAGUUGUCUCUUAUCAAACAUUUUCCUUCACCCCCCUCAGGCCCCAACUUAUUUUUUAAAAACAGCUGAAAUCAACGUGAGACCAGCCAAUUUUCUGGCUGCUGUAGCUUGAUCUCACUCAGAUUGGUCAGUUUACUACAAAAAUUGGUGCUAUUAGAGGAAAAGUAUAAAAGAUCUUCUGGGAGGGAGUGCAUGAUGUAGAAGAUGGAAGGUAACGGUGUAGGAGAUUAAGGGAACGACGAAAGAUGUCCUCUGGAGCCUCUGCAGAUUUUCAUUUGCUGUCGCCAAUCACGACUAACCACCAACGCUCGCCACUGCUGGCCUAGUGCACAUGAUAGUUUUUCCCUGCGCUCUACCCCUACCCUCAUGAGAGUCGGAAAUAAGGUCGGGGGAUUCGGAUUUGCAGGGUUCAAUACACGCUGUGGCCUCAAGAAUGACCUUAUUUAUCCUUUCAUUUUGUUCACAGAUUAUAAGUUCUUUGCUACGUACAAUCAAAUCAGUAUUUCCUCAGAUUGACAGACUCAUGCUAUUCGAUCCAGAUAUGAUCAGAUCAGACCUGGCCAAUCUGGUGACUGAUCCAAGUCAGUCUCUACAGUUUGUGAGGCUUGUAUAAACUUGAAGGGACUCACAGAUUUAGCACUUUUGGAGAACAAAUGCCAAGGUUUUCAUGCAAGAAUUCAAGAUUAGUGCUCUACUUGUACUGGCAUUGUUUAUAACAUCCUUUGUCCCUUUACUGAUAUAUAUUUUUCUCACGUUAGUUAGAUUUUUUAAUUGUAAUCUUAUGUUGUAAUGUUUCUUACAUUUCUCCUAUCUGAUAUGUUUUGUGCAAAUGUAUUUCUCUGUAGAUUUCUGACUAGUUACCAGGAUCUAGGAUUUGUCACUUUCUUAAGAUUGUCUUCUGAUGUUUUAGUUGAUGUCUGCGUUUUAAUAAAUUCUCUCUGUGAAUUAUCGAUUGUCAGAUGUUAAAUCCUUUUUAGGAGCUUUCCUGUGGGAUUCUUUUAGCAUUUGGCGCUUUUAGCUACAACUUUUGAUAAGGGCUGACGUUUGACCUACUAUUUUUGUAGAAAGCUGCCAUUUCAAAAGCACUUUCAUCAAAGGAUGUGUUUCUGUUGCAUGGCCCUCCUGGAACAGGGAAAACAACUACCGUAAUCGAAAUUAUUUUACAGGAAGUUAAACGAGGAUCAAAGAUUCUUGCCUGCGCUGCUUCUAACAUUGCUGUUGACAAUAUUGUUGAACGCCUUUUCCCCUUCAAGUAUGUCUGAUAUAUUUUACGGAAACCGCUGGUUAUAAUAAUUUCUGGAAAGAGAUUCUUCUUGUUUUGGGAUACUUAAAUUUGAGUGCUCUUUUUUUUCUUGAAAACUGAUUGAUGCCGCAAUGUCUUUAGAAUGUGUACAGCUUGAUCCAAAGCUUGAGAGAAAGGUCAUUAAAUUAUGAACUAUUUUCAAGGUUCUUAGAUGUUCGCUUCAGCUUUCCAAGCUUCAUACUGCAAUUAUGGGUGAUGAAAUGAACCUUUAAAAUUUUCUUGCAACCCUAGGUUUUAUGAUUAACUAAAUGAAAACUGCAUCAAUUUGCACAUGAUAUUAUGCUAUUCUCCUGCUUUACUUUUCACCUGACACAUCAAUCAUGUUGCCUAAAUGCUGCGAUAUUAAACAGUCAGAAAUGUGAUGGCAGGUUUCACUGGUUGCAUGCUUAUAAGUGGCUGAGAAGAUUCUUCAAUGACUUCUUAUUUGUUCGUAAACUUUUAUUUAGUUUUAUUUUCAUACUUUGAUUUUACUGGGAAUAAGUUGGGGUGAACAAAAAAAAGUGUGGGUAGAUCCGGAUCGUCAUGUUGGCUAGGCAAGCGUCCUGUAGUGAGAGUAGUUUUACUACCUGUAGACCAUCCCAUUGGGGUUGUGCAGGGAAAUCACCAAUUGGUAGGCUUGCUUGACAUUUUUUUGUGCACUGCUUAGCAAACAUUGAGAAAUUAGUCAUUUUUUUUUUCUAAUUCGUCUUUUUCUACGGUCUUGCUAGAUGCAUUGAGAUAUCAGUGAUCCAUAUGCAUAUUUCUCCAAUUGUCAUGCUGAUUUUUUAUGACAGUUUUACAUAAUCUGCAAUGUAGGGUAAAGUUGGUAAGACUGGGGCAUCCUGCAAGAUUGCUGCCUCAAGUGUUGGAGAGUGCACUUGAUGCCCAGGUGCUUUCUUUUUUAUGUUAAUUAGGUUAUCUGAUCUGUACAUAUAUCCCAUGGGUGUCUUUUAUGAGAUAUGCUUGUAUCUGUGUAUAUAUACACACACAUAAAUUUAUAUCCUUCCUUUACUCACAGUCUAGGCGAUAAUGGAUUGAUAGUUUUAUUCCCAUUAUUUGGAGCGCAUAGAUCUGCAUAUAUAUGCUACUACUGAUGGUUGCUUUCGUUAGACAUUGUGGAAAACGUGACGAACUACUUUCUAUUAAUGAAGGAUGGCAAUGUAUUGUUUAUGAGGGCAGAAAGAUGCAAUCCCAUGAACCAUUUAACUAUAUGUCAAGAAGCCUUUUUGAAAUAUGCAUAUAUCCAACGAUUUUAUCCCACGAUUUGGUCUGUACAAUCCCGACCAGUUCCCAAGCAAUAUGCCAGGCUUAAUCCGCGCAAUUGUUGCAUGCAUCAUUGCGAAAUCCGUAAAAAAUUGGAUAGCAAACCUUGGGAAGAAUUAUGCAAAUGUGCUUGCAGCUUAUCAAGGAACUAUUCCCGGCUGCAAACUUCCUGUUUGUCAUUCCAAUAUACAUCAUCCUCUUGGCGCCUGUGUUUGGUGUCUCUUAUGUUCAUCUGAGUCUGCUAAUCUGUCCAUGAGUGGUUCCCUGAUUUCCACUUCCUUCUCUGGCGAUGGACCCAUGGAAUCAGCGAUGUUCUGUUCCCGAGCCUUCACUGUUUUCUCCAUUUUCUUAAAUAGAGAAGUCAUUUAUUGUAUGGGAGAGUACAAACCCAGUAUCUUCUGCCUGUUUGCGAAGUAACUAUCAUUGAUGCUUUAGUAGUUAGGAGUGAAACCCUCAAGCGACCCAUAUGAGAUGACAAAAAGAGAAAAGACCAAGGUGGAGGGGGAAGAAGACCGCACACAAUAACGCACAUGUUUUAACUGUUUUGGCAAUUCGUACACGACAAUAUAGGAGUCGCAAAGUGCAAGAGAGGAGAUGCUCAUUUAAAUACAGAGAGGUUAGGGCAAUACGCCUCAAAGUAAAAAGUCACUAACACCUCCAGAAAGUUACCAUGAGGAUCUGGAGAACAGAAGGUGACCUUACCUGGUAGAAGUCAGAUACCAUACUCUACUAACCAUUGCCUUUAUCAUUUCCCUUAUUUUUCUUCUGGUAACAUAGAGAAGGUUCCUGUGGUCGAUUUUGACUUUGGACAUUCUCUUGGAACGUAAUCUGCCUCCUUUUUGUAUUUCAUGUCACUGGUCUCUUGAACGCUGGUGCCCCUGGCAGUCCCCCAGGUAUCUUAGGAUCCACUUCUCUUAACUCUCCACGGUUGAUCUUUCAUCUACUCCUAUCUCACUCUGCGCCAUGUCCAUCCAAGUACCUUCUUUCUCUGUAAUUCGUACUGAAUGUUGGUUAUGUUCCAUCACAAAUCGUGACAAGCUAUAUAAGUAUCCAUGUAACAGAAUUAUACAUCCAGAAGCCUCAACAAUAUGAAAUAUUUUAUUAAUCUUUAUCUGGAUUGAUUAUUGGAUCAGGAGUAAUGUUGUCUCAUGGACGGAUUACGUAGGUUAUUUUUUCAGAAAAUAAUUUUCAGACACCAUUCCUGGGAAGCAUAGCACAUCCUGUUUGUACAAUUACUGUAUUUCAUUAAGUUUAUUUUCUCUCUUCUGACAUCAGCAUAAUUCAUCAAAAUGUUAUAAUUUCAAUGUUUUUAAUUCAUUUUUUGAAUUUUUUUUGUCAAUGUUUGUUUUUGUUUUGCUUUUAACAGUUGAGUUUGCUUCUUGGGUCACGGGUAUUGCUGUCCUCAUUUGUCUCUAUUAGUAUAUGUUGCUCCAAAUGUCGUAUUAUUGUUUGACUUCAUUUCCUGCUAGGUAUUGCGAGGGGAUAAUAGUAGUCUGGCCAAUGACAUUCGCAAAGAGAUGAAGGUAUAUUAUGUAUAGUUAUAUGUACAUCAUUGACCACUACGUACAAGCCACCAAUCGUCUUUAAUGUGUUUCUACUUGGACUAUCUGUUUAGCAGUUGGUUGCAAUUAUGAAUUUACACCAACGCACGGUUUAUGAGACAUUGUCCUCGAAUCAUCUGUUAUACAUCACUAUGGAUCACGAACUUACGUUUUUUUAAUCAAUAUAUUAUUAACUUAACUUUUAAAUGAUGAAUAGCUGAACGAGCAUCGUUGUUUUGAAUCUCCAAAAUCAUCACGUAUGGUUAAUUCCAUCGUUAGUUGUGGCCUAAUGCUCCAUAGUUAAGUCAUAACCUAUUCUGGUUCAUUGAUUAUGAGCUGUUGGAUGUAGGAUGAUGUACCGUCAUUAAUUAUUGUGUUAAUAUUUAUAUUAUAUAAAGGUAAAAUUAUAUUCUAUGAUUCCAAACAUUUUUCUUGUCAAACGCAUUUUUCCCGUUUUCACCCUUGAUACAAAAAUAAGAAUAUACCUUACACCUAGUUUCAAUUCAGGUUUGAAUAUCAAACCCUAUGUCAGCAAUACGCCAAGGAGAGUUCCUCUCCAAAUGCUACAUUUGAGUGAGCGAAGACAACUGUUUUCAUGGUUUUAUAAUGACGAAGUGUAAUUACUCAGCCUAAAACGGCAAAGAAAGAUCCACCAUGAGGAGAUAAUCUUCUCAAAAUUUAUUCAUGAAUAGAGGCAAAAAAAGGAGAUUUACCGAAAAUCAUCUACGUCCUUAAAAUUUUUAAUUUUCUAGGAAUUUUCUCUGCACAUGUUAUCUGUAUUCUUUGACAUAUUGUUUAAUACCAGGCAUUAAAUGGAAAGUUGUUGAAAGCCAAAGAUAGAAACUCAAAAAGGGAUAUUAGGAAGGAGCUUAAAACGCUUGCAAAGGAAGAACGGAAGAGGCAACAGCUUGCAAUCACUGAUGUGCUUAAAAAUUCAGAUGUAGUGUUGACAACCUUAACAGGUGCAUCAUCUCGUAAACUGGAUAGUAUGACAUUUGACUUGGUAAUUAUUGAUGAAGCUGCUCAAGCACUUGAGAUAGCAUGCUGGAUUGCUUUAUUAAAGGUGAGAUCUUUCUUUACCUCUACCCCUCCUGGUGAAUCUCGGGAAGGCCAUCGAAAUGUGCUUUCUUAGACAAAUAAACUGAUUCUCAUUCCUCUUAAUCAUUCAUGUUGGUAAAAUUAUUUAUUUUGGUAAAUUUGGCUUCUUUCUCACACGAUUGGGUGUAAUUCUAAUCUAAAGGUCAAAAAGUCAAUUCACAAUCGUCAAAUAUUAUUCUUUUUAUUUCUUAAUGGCGUCUUUGAUUUACAAAACCCUCUAUCAAUUUCUGUUUUCAAACUUGUGAAACCUGUUUUUUAAAAAGGAAAAUAUAUUUUGGAACCACUAUUUUAUGAUUAAGAGGACAGAUCUUACUAAAAUAACAAGCACCACCGUCUUGAUGUUGGUCACUUAUGUUAGAAAGACAACCAAUGACCACACACAUGACUUCCCGAGGGAAAGGUAUUCUUUUAGUAUGUAAAUCACUCUUUCCGUCUUCAAAACCUUUUAGUUUACAUCGUCCUGAUGUCAUCUAACUGGUUGGAUAAGGCUUUGUUGGUAGAUUUAGUUAGUUGCACUUUCUAGAAUACAAAGACCCGAGAUAGCGGUCUAGAUCAUGGUGCUGACUUGACGGAUUUUGAGAUAUUUGUUUCAGCAGCAUGAGUGAGGAAGGGAGAGACGUCUCUUGGUGCCCUUUAUGACCGAGGCUCUGGGGACCUAAAAUUUGGGUAAAACUUUAUAUCAAUUUGGGAACUAAGGGCUAACUAUAUAGAAAUCGAACUGCCAUGCCUGAUAAUUUUAACCAUUUUUUUUCUCUUUUUUAUUUACAGUGGCUAAUCAUUUAGUUGAAUUGUUCAACAUUGUAUCGUAUUGAAAAACCCAGCAAUAUAGAUAUUUCCUGUUAUGUGGACCAUUUUUCUACACAAUGGUAAAAUGCUGUUUCUAUACCAUUGCAGGGAUCAAGAUGUAUUCUUUCAGGCGAUCAUCUUCAGCUUCCCCCUACCAUACAGAGUGCAGAAGCUGAGAGGAAGGGUUUGGGUAAAACACUUUUUGAACGUCUUGCAGACCUAUAUGGGGAGGAAAUCAUGUCUAUGCUUACUGUCCAAUACCGAAUGCACGAGCGUGUUAUGAACUGGUCAUCCAAGGAGUUGUAUGAUAGCAAGGUAGAGCAUAGCCUUAUCUGCAAUCUCGAAAGUUGUAUGCAUCGAAUAAGCAUAUAUAGUUUAGAAGUAUAUUCAGUCGUUUUGAUGGGUACCUGUUUUACCAUCUGGAUUACAGCAUGCUAGCUCAGUCUUUUUACAUUCUGUGCGCAUGUCCAUCAGGACUGAUGUGAGAUGGACCGGUGUUUUUUGUUGUUCGAGCUGGAGAAUCUCAGGAUUGAUUCAAAAGACUGAACCUAUAUAAUCUACAGAGCUUUGCCCAUUUGGCAUGUGGCUAUUUCUAAUGUAUAGGCCACAUGAAAACCAAGAAAAUCUAAGUUAUCGAUUUGUUAGUUGAGGAAUCAGGUGCCAUGUAGUGUUUUUUUCCCCCUAGCGUUGGAAGUUUAAAAUUUUCUUAUAUUUUCUUACCUUUUUUAAGGUUAGGCCAUCAGGUCUAGUGGCUUGUUGAUGCUCUCUUUUUCUUUUGGUUGCAUGCACAACGGCUGUCUAUGGGUGUCUUCCUUUUUCUUUUGAGGGCACAGAUAUGGGGGCAUUGAAAGCAUUAUGCAUCAAAUUUUCUUCUCAGAUUCUUUUUGCUUUGCCCAGAUCAAAGCCCACCCCAGUGUUGCUGGACAUAUGCUCUACGAUCUCGAAAAUGUGCAGAGGACUCCUUCGACAGAACCCACUCUUAUCCUCGUUGAUACUGCUGGGUAUGAUUUCCUUGCUCACCCACCAAUGCCAUUUAUGUUACUAGUGGCUAAAGCUCUAUAUAAAGUGCCAGUAUGUUGAUUAUCUCGCCAUUUGAUUGGUAUUCUGUUUUUAUAAUCUCGUCAUUAAUUAGUGAGCGCUUGUACUUUCUAACUGAAACAAAUGAAAUUCCUAUUUAAUUAUGAACUUCUUGUCGAUUGGAUUGUGUAAAUAUUUUUUGUAACUGGUUAUAAAAUACACAAACUGCGAGGCGGUAGCUUCAUAUCUUUGAUAUUUUGUCUGGAACCGCAUGGUACAGCAGUCUCUGUUUUUCUGUUAAUCCUUGUGGAGAGUUUCCAACAACAUAUCCAUAAUGAUUGAAUAUAACAUAAAUGAGACGUAUUAUCUCCAGAAAGUUGCACUUCCCCCCUAUGAUUUUGGAUUAUUUACUUCCCAUGUGUCUUAUUGUCUGAUCUUAUAAUUUGCUUACCCAUUGGUCACAGUUGCGACAUGGAAGAGAAGAAGGAUGAAGAGGACAGCACGAUGAACGAAGGUGAAGCUGCAGUAGCCAUUGCUCACGCAACAAGGCUUGUUGAGGGCGGCGUUCACCCAUCUGACAUUGGAAUCAUCACCCCAUAUGCUGCACAGGUUCUAACGUAUAUCUAGUCAACAUUUUAGCAAAAUCUGUUGAUAAUGGCCCUCAGGUUGUGAGAAGAGAAAAGACUGUGGCAAUGCCUUCUAGACCCAACAAGAAACAUCCUUGGAACAGUCAGUUCCUCUAGAAUCAGUAGAUUCUAUCUGCUGUAUUGAUGAAAGAUCUCGCUGAAAACACUGCCCUCUCCUUCAGGUUGUGCUACUGAGGAUGACAAGAAGCAAAAAUGACAAGCUGAAAGAGUUGGAAAUCUCUACUGUUGACGGGUUCCAAGGUCGAGAAAAGGAGGCCAUCAUCAUCUCCAUGGUUCGCUCCAACUCGAAGAAAGAGGUGCCAAAUUCUCUGAAAAAACACGCCGUUUCGAGGAGAGCAUCCUUGUAAAUCCACACCCCCUCUGACGUUUACCUUCUCAGGUUGGCUUCUUAAGUGAUCAUCGGCGGAUGAACGUCGCCGUCACCCGCGCGCGGAGGCAGUGCUGCAUCAUCUGUGACACUGAAACAGUAAGUCACAACGGCUUCUUGAAACGUUUGGUGGAGUAUUUCGAGGAGCACGGCGAAUAUCAGAGUGCAUCGGAGUUUGUUUAG